AAUAUUCUGUCAGAGAUGGCUGGGAGACGGAUGUAAGUGCAGAAGGUGUGUUUAUUAAUACAAGUGAAGACAGGUAAACAAUCCAGAACGGCAGGCAAAAUCGUAAAACAGUGAAACAGGCAAUAGGUCGAGCGAGGCACAAACAGGCUAUCGUAGACUCGGCAGAAUCAAAGAUGAGAAACAGGAAAUCAGGGAUCAGGAACCCAAACAAGGAAAUAAGGCUCGGUAAUGUGUCAGCAAUGCAACUCAACACUUCGCAAAUUCCAAUGCCGCUCCACAAGUCGGGCCGGGCUCACCGCCUGGAUCCCACCAUGAUCUCCGCCCCACUCGGCGACUUUCGCCACACCAUGCAUAUUGGCCGUGGUGGAGACGCCUUCGGAGACACCUCCUUCUUGUCUAGUCAUGGCCCCACCAACACAGAAUCUUUGAAGCCCACCACCUCUCCUGUGGAAGCCACCAUGGACUCCACAGAAAUGAGGCUAAAUCAUGAAGCUGAGCGCAAACCCCCUGACGAACCAUGUACAGAACUUCAACACUCUGAGUCGGUCUCAUCCUUCGAUCUGGACCUAGACCUGGGGCCAUCCAUUUUAGGAGAUGUGCUGGGAGUGAUGGAUGGACUGGGUUUGGGUAACAAGAUGACCGUGGGAACCGAAGGUGAAGAAGAAGUGUUUAUCUCUGGUAAGAGCAGUGCAGACGGUGGGAUAUCACCCAACGGUGCAACCAGUGACCUGAACGAGAAGAGGAUGGACAGUAUGAGCAGAGGGGAGGAGCAUCUAAACGAUGUCAACGGUAUCAGAUCUAAAGGUCUUCGGCCCAAAGUGCGAUUUAGCGACAAAAAGGAGGAGAUCGUCGGUCGGCAGUAUGUAGCUGGCGAAUUAGAGUUGGAAUGCGAGAAGGAAACGAGUACAAGUCCAAUGGGAGGAAUGGAGGUGAGGGAUGAAGGAAUGGAUCAUAAAGGAGUGGCGAAACCAGAGCUGACGAAUCACGUGCCAGACAUCAGUCCCAGUCCUUCUUCUUCAGUGAGCUCAGAAUAUGAAGGCAUCUCCGCACUGGACAGGAGGAGAGAAGAGGACCAUCUCUUGGAGUCGGAUUCAGAUGAAGAGGGUGUUGCAGGAGAGCAGGGCUAUACGUUUGAGGAUGAGUCGGAUGAUGAGAUUGGCCUUUAGGAGUGAGUCUAAUGAUGGGUAUGUAAAGACCAAGCACGGAAAAGAAUGCACAAAAUGCUUUUCUGAAUCGCAUAAAAGGGAGAAAAUACCAAAGUGAAAACAACUCUAUGAAACGACGAAACUGGAGGAACUGGACUUAUUAGUUAAUAGAAAAAUGUUACGCGCAUAAAUAAAUAGAGGCUGAAAAAUGUAUAAAAAAAAAAAGUUCAAAGCUCUAAGAUACACAUUAGUUUUAUCAUGAAAAGCAAUCAAGGGAUAGAAGUGUUGUAUUAUAAAGAAAUGACAUUUUCUAUUAGUACUAUUAGUCCCACUAAAGCCUUAAACAAUGGAAUAUAUUUAAUAUUAUAAAACGGGCCUGAUAAACAAUUAUUAUAGGUUUAAUAUUGUUGCUAUCGUAUGUUGUUCAACUGGGAGCUCUUAACUUUCAGAACAUUACCUGGGAAAUGUUAAAUUGUAGACAUGCAGUCUAUUUUACUUUAUUUUACUUUACUCAUCUCAAUACAGGAGUCAGAAGCUGAGUCAAAUACCAGUAUUCCACAAAAGUUGGUUCAAAAUUUUAUCCUUUAGUUUUUUAGUCUUUUUUUUUAAAGAAAUGCCAUAUUUUUUUAACAUCCUAUAGGCCAAAAGUAAAGCGUGAAGUUUUCAUAUACAUUUUAAUUUUCACAAAUUUAUUCUAAUUAAUGUUUUGUUAGUUCUGUUCUGAAAGCACAUGAAUGAAUCGUGGUAUGUACGUAGAACAUUAUCAGCAAGUAUGUUGUUCCGAAGGUCAAAACAUGUUGGUUGAUGUCGAUUUAAUAUACAUAAUGGUCUUUUUUAAAAAAAAAAAGCCAGCACCGGGCUUAGCUGAGCUGUGUGUGUGAGCUGUGGAGAUUUUACUGGAGACUUCUGGCUGUUCCUGUGGGAGUGACGAACACAAUGGCUGGAAAAAACAGUGGGUGGACGUCAUGCUUAUAGAUCGCAGGUGCUCAGUUUACUGCAACUGACCCAGUAUGAUGUAGUACUUUAUUGCUAUUGCUCUUCUACACUUUAGGGAGUUUGGUGUAAUCGGGGACACAGCCUGGUAUCUGCGGUUUAGUUUAAGGUACACGGAGAGAAACCUAAUAUCCUGAUCGGGAACGUGCUGAAAGAACAUUGAAAAUACAACAGUUGGAAAAGCUACUUUAAAAAUGCUGUUCACUAAUUUAACUUUUACAAUGACUUUAUGGUUAUCUGGAGAUUUUAUCAGCAUUACAUUGAGAAUGCUGUCUGGCAUCAUUGUGUCUCAUCACUACUAGUUGUCUGUGCAUGUGACGCUCAACCACAUCUUUGCUAAAGGGGUGUUCACAUGACACGUAUUUGCAUCAAUGCUGCACCGAUGUAUUUUGUUGCGAUAUAUCUUACACCGGUGUAAAUUUUGUGGAGCAUUCACACGUCACAAACCUGCUUACUAGAAAGAAGCGUUAGCACCGGUGCAGCCCCACUUGCGGUCACACGGCAGUUUUUGCGACCGUGCUAUACGAUAGUAAUAAUGCGGAAAUGAAAUAUGCACAUGCGUGAAAAUGUACUUCCUUUUCCCGGUUGUCAUGGCAUCACCAAGCGCCGGGAAAACAACGUGGAUGAAGACACCAGUGUUGCCAGAUACUGCUGACGUUUUCCAGCCCAAAAUAUGUUCAAAUCCGCCAAAAUGCACUUAAAACCGCCCAAUCUGGCAACACUGGAAGACACGCAGUUCUGUUGUUGUUGAUAUUCGCCAUUUUGGAAGCGCAAAAUACCAGGAUGCAAAUUAUGCAAUGCCCGUAUGUAAUCAGCUCUCCUCACGCGUAGUGAGUCUACCCCGUAGCGUUCAGACGUCCCAUUUUAUAUCGGUGCUGCCCCGCAAACUAGCAUUUACUCCGGAGUAAAUUUCUUAAACCUCCUCCCGAGCAGGGUUAGAUUUGCACUGGUUUAAGCAGCUUUCAGGGGCUACACCGGUAUAACUUUGUACCGUGUGAACGCUCUGCCAGGGCAGCCCCGGUGCUACACCGGAGUAAAAGGUGCCGUGUGAACACCCCUUAACAUAAAUGGAAAUGUUGCGACGAUUGUUUAAGGUGUUUAAGGUGAUAGUGAUAUUGUGUGCAGUAAAUAUUGCUAUGUAUUGUUUUUCUGAUUAUCAGCACAUGCCUAGUUGUGUACAGCAGAGGAUGAAAUGGUGUGCUUAUACCACUUUUAAAUAACCAUGUAGCUACUUUAGUUAUUUCAAUCCUAUCUAUGUACUUUAAUAGCCAGUCAUUGGAGUUUACAUGUCUCCUAGACUACGUUCAGACUGCACCCUGAAACAACCCAUAUCCGAUUUUUUUGCCCAUAUGCGACCUGUAUCCGAUUUGUUAUUGACAAUCUGAACGACACAGAUCCAAUUUUUUUCACAUGCGACCCAGGCCGCUUGGAUAUGUGGUCCUAAUUCCGAUGCAUAUCCAUUAUUUUCACAUGCGACUGCAGUCUGACCAGACAGGUCGCAUUCAUGCGACCUACACGUCAUCAACAAGAGACAAACGUCACUGUUCUGCGUUGGCUAAUCCCGCCUCUUUGGUGGAAACUUGAAGAGUUUUUUUUUUUUUACGUGUUACAUAGAUGUGCUUAUUACGUGUCAAUUUGCGCAUGCGGGACACUUUUGGGUCGUUUUCCGUUCAUGUUGGAGAUCGCAUACAAGUCUCAUAUAAUUGGUAAUGUGAACGGCCUAACAAAAAAAAUCAGAUUCACAACAAAUCGGAUAUGGGUCGUUUCAGGUUGCAGUCUGAACGUAGUGCUAGAGACAGUUUUCCUGUGUUUUCCCACUAAAAUAAACAUAAGAGCCAAAUCAAGAUAGCUGGAGAACUGCCUACUGGUUGAAACUGGAUUUAUUGGGAGGUAAUUAUGGACGAGUUUCUUGGAUUACUGCUUGGUUUCACAACAAUAAUUGUUUUAAGUAACAAACUGCAUGACUUUGUAAAUUGUGUUUUUAGCAACAAUGUCUUAAACAUCUCCUUUUAUAAAAUAAGCAUCUAUUCACUUGUAAAUAACUUGAUAUAAUGAUUAAACACCUGACAAUUUGUUCUCGGGGUUUUUUUUUUUUUUUCUUCUCAAAACCUUACACACAUGAAUCACUUUUCAAGCAAACGUUAUCUCUGCUUUAUACAUCAUCCACUAUUGCAUAGUUGAGCAAAAUCAGCUUGGAAAGGAGUGAACAUGUCUGUGUGUCUUUAAAAAUCCUGAUCCAGGUUUUAAAGCUACUACAGUCAUUAAAACCACUUUCUCAUUUUAUUUAUUAUUAUAUUUAGCUUUUGCACAGCCUUUAGAUGCCACACUGUGAUCUUUUAGCAGACUCAAGUAGGCCUCUCUGUUGAAACUGUAAAAGCAGAUGGUGUAAGAGACAUUAGGAAAAUCUGAUCACAUCACAGCUACGUUUGAAAAGACGUGCUUUGAGCAGAAAGCUGCAUCGCUACCCUUGAAUACAGUCGUACAGUUGAAAUCCCAAAAAAUGUUUUAGAAUUGUAGCUUAGUUACGCUGCUAGGUACUCCCAACGUUCCAGCCUAUAAAUAUUUGGGCCGCUGUCAUUUUAAAGAAAGGUACCAAAACAGAAGCCAUUAUGUCUGAUUUUUUUCACUUCAGUGCGUUUGGAGGAAUGUAACGAGCAGUCCAGAGGUGAAAAUAAAGCCCAAACUGGUGCAAUUAGUUCAGAUUGGGAUGCUGUCUUAAAGGACUAAGCCAUCAAAUACGUAUCUCUCAAACGAGAAUGUACAAAUUGGUUCUUUUUUUCUAUAACUUAAUUUCACUUUUAUUAGCAACCGUCUAUUAACCGGUAAGUCACUCUACAUGGUGCUGUUUAAACACCUGCCAGAUUUUUCAGCUGAAGUUUCAUUUAAUUCUUUUACCUCAGAUUCAUUAUUUAAAAGCAAGCAAAGCCUGCUUAUAACAUCAACUGUGAACGGCCAAACAGGAAGCAGCUCCAUUUUUGUUGAGCUAAUGACUGUCGGUUAGGUCAGUAGCCUCUCUCUGAUGAUGAUGAUGAUGAUGGUGAUGUAGUAGAGCAGCCAAAUACACACCGUGUACCGCAGUUGUAGUUAAACUGUUUGUCAGACCAGUUCUGCUUGUAAAAGCUCUUGAAGUACCUGCAUGUAUGUGUACACCAUGGAACACUGCACUUCAUAUAUGUGAUGCUAUUGGUUUCGAUAUUAUCUUUGACAUUGAGAUAUGCAAUAAUAAAUAUAUUUCUUUACUUCCUA
Messenger RNA from Neoarius graeffei (lesser salmon catfish), 5384 nucleotides. It is a transcript of the gene cdc42ep5, whose product is annotated as CDC42 effector protein (Rho GTPase binding) 5. The record is from RefSeq and is a predicted model, not a curated record. The transcript has 2 exons. The coding region runs from base 174 to 1166 and encodes 330 amino acids. Lineage: Eukaryota; Metazoa; Chordata; Actinopteri; Siluriformes; Ariidae.